This is a messenger RNA of Phalacrocorax carbo (great cormorant), 510 nucleotides long. The record is from RefSeq and is a predicted model, not a curated record. NCBI's taxonomy places the organism in Eukaryota, Metazoa, Chordata, Aves, Suliformes, Phalacrocoracidae.
GCUGUAGUUCCCCGCCGCAGCCCCGCGCAUGCCCCGCGGGCCGCCGCGCCGGCACACCGCGCCGUGCUGAGCCGCCAUGCCCGAGGGACAGGCCGCCUUCCGGGAGGUGCUGCCCAAGCAAGGGCAGCUGUCGGUGGAGGACGCGGCCGCCAUGGUGCUGUGCAAGCCCAAGGUGCUGCCCCUCAAGUCGGUGUCGCUGGAGAAGCUGGAGAAGCUGCAGCGGGCGGCGCUGGAGGCGGCGCGGCCGCCCGAGGGGACCCCGCCGGCCCGGCCCUAGCGCCGCGGCCCGGAGGGAUCAUUGUAACACCUGAACCCUUCGUCUUGGUACGGCAUGGACCUCUCCCAAGCAAAUCAGCAAAGAGAGGAGAGGCAGGCCUUCCUCCUCUGGAGAGCACGCAAGCAAGCUGCCUGGGACUCACCGGAGGCUUACUUUCCUCAAGUAUUUAUCCCAGCCUUGAUGUAACAGGUUUCACAUAGUGCAGCUUCUUAAUAAACUUUCUACCAGUCUAA